Molecule: messenger RNA, 1266 nt
Organism: Neltuma alba
Lineage: Eukaryota; Viridiplantae; Streptophyta; Magnoliopsida; Fabales; Fabaceae
Product: beta-glucosidase 24-like
Exons: 10
Coding region: 25-1266 (413 amino acids)
Biological process (GO): carbohydrate metabolic process
Molecular function (GO): beta-glucosidase activity
Source: RefSeq, a predicted model, not a curated record
AAAAUUCAGGAAGAUGUGGCCAUAAUGAAGGAUAUUGGGUUCAAUGCUUACAGAUUUUCCAUCUCUUGGCCCAGAAUCCUACCCUAUGGGAAUCUAAAGGGAGGAGUGAACCCAGAAGGCAUCAGAUAUUACAACAAUCUUAUUGAUGAACUCAUAUCUAACGGAAUGCAACCCUUUGUAACUCUGUUUCACUGGGACCUCCCGCAAGCUCUUGAAGACGAAUAUGGUGGUUUUCUGAGCCCCAAAAUUGUGAAGGACUUUACAGACUACGCAGAACUAUGUUUCAGAGAAUUUGGUGACAGGGUAAAGCAUUGGAUCACUUUGAAUGAGCCAUCCUCUUAUAGCGUUGAAGGUUAUGCCAAUGGUGUAUUCCCACCUGGAAGGUGCUCCAGCUUCUUGGGCCUAAACUGCAGUGCCGGUGACUCUAGUACCGAACCCUACCUUGUUACUCACCACCUAAUUCUUGCUCACGCUGAAGCAGUCAAACUCUACAGGAAGAAGUACCAGAUUUCUCAGAAAGGUCAAGUUGGGCUAUCAAUAGCUUUGAUGUGGUAUGUUCCCAUAUCCCUGUCAAAAGCUGACAAAGAUGCAGCAUCUCGAGCCAAUGAUUUCACAUCUGACUGGUUCAUGGAGCCACUGAACUCUGGGAAAUACCCUGGAGUAAUGGUUAGACAUGUGGGUAAACGUUUGCCCAAGUUCUCCAAAAGGCAAUCAUUGUUGGUUAAAGGGUCCUUUGAUUUCAUAGGGGUGAAUUAUUAUACAACAUAUUAUGCAUAUAAUAUUCCUUGCGAAAGUAAAAAUCAAACUGCACUGACAGACGCUUGUUUCAACUUUACAACUGAAAGAAAUGGAGUUCCCAUUGGUCCAAAGGCUGGCUCAGAUUGGCUAUACAUCUAUCCACGAGGAAUUCAAAAUGUGUUAGAAUACACCAAGAAGAAACUGAACAAUCCAAUCAUUUACAUAACAGAAAAUGGAUGUAACGAGGUUGAUAAUGGGAGAAAGUCACUUAAUGACACCAUGAGGAUAGACUAUAUCAGUCGCCACCUUGUGUACGUUCGAAGGGCCAUGAGGAAUGGAGUGAAAGUGAAGGGCUACUUUGCAUGGUCACUUUUGGACGACUUUGAGUGGAUUUUUGGAUAUACCAGCCGCUUUGGAAUAAUACAUGUAGAUUUCAAGAAUGGACAGAAACGAUACCGCAAAAGAUCAGCUCUGUGGUUCAAAACUUUUCUCCAUCAGUGGAAUGGUUCUCAGCAUCACCAAUACUGA